Messenger RNA from Nannospalax galili (Upper Galilee mountains blind mole rat), 1268 nucleotides. RefSeq names its product transaldolase 1 (gene Taldo1). Gene Ontology annotation, biological process: pentose-phosphate shunt, non-oxidative branch; pentose-phosphate shunt; carbohydrate metabolic process. Bases 62 to 1075 code for a protein of 337 amino acids. The transcript has 8 exons. NCBI's taxonomy places the organism in Eukaryota, Metazoa, Chordata, Mammalia, Rodentia, Spalacidae. Gene Ontology annotation, cellular component: cytoplasm; intracellular anatomical structure. The record is from RefSeq and is a predicted model, not a curated record. Gene Ontology annotation, molecular function: transaldolase activity.
GCGCGCGGGGUAUUGUGGGUCGCCGCACUCUUGUUGCCGCCGCGCCUGCUCGCGACUCGCCAUGUCGGGGUCUCCGGUUAAGCGUCAGAGAAUGGAGUCCUCCCUGGACCAGCUCAAGCAGUUCACUACCGUGGUGGCCGACACGGGUGACUUCCACGCCAUUGAUGAAUACAAGCCCCAGGAUGCCACCACCAACCCGUCUCUGAUCCUGGCUGCAGCACAGAUGCCUGCUUACCAAGAACUGGUGGAGGAGGCCAUUGCCUAUGGCAAGAAGCUGGGCGGGCCACAAGAGGAACAAAUUAAAAAUGCUAUUGAUAAACUUUUUGUGCUGUUUGGGGCAGAAAUACUAAAGAAGAUUCCAGGUCGUGUUUCUACAGAAGUAGAUGCGAGGCUUUCCUUUGAUAAGGAUGCUAUGGUGGCCCGAGCCAGGCGUCUCAUCGAACUUUACAAAGAAGCUGGGAUCAGCAAGGACAGAAUCCUCAUCAAGCUCUCCUCAACCUGGGAGGGAAUUCAGGCUGGAAAGGAGCUAGAGGAGCAGCACGGCAUCCACUGCAACAUGACGCUGCUCUUCUCCUUCGCCCAGGCAGUGGCCUGCGCUGAGGCAGGCGUGACGCUCAUCUCCCCCUUUGUGGGACGUAUUCUUGACUGGCAUGUAGCAAACACGGAUAAGAAAUCCUACGAGCCCCAGGAGGACCCUGGGGUAAAGAGUGUCACCAAAAUCUACAACUACUACAAGAAGUUUGACUAUAAGACCAUUGUCAUGGGUGCCUCCUUCCGCAACACGGGUGAGAUUAAAGCUCUGGCAGGCUGUGACUUCCUCACCAUCUCACCGAAGCUCCUGGGGGAGCUGCUCAAAGACAACACCAAGUUGACACCUGUGCUCUCCAUCAAGGCAGCCCAGGCCAGUGACUUGGAGAAGAUACAUCUGGAUGAGAAGGCCUUCCGUUGGCUGCACAACGAGGACCAGAUGGCCGUGGAAAAGCUCUCUGAUGGAAUCCGCAAGUUUGCUGCUGAUGCCAUAAAGUUAGAGCGGAUGCUGACGGAACGAAUGUUCAGCGCAGAGAAUGGGAAGUAGUGCAACGCCUGAGCUAGACUCCAGGACCUGCACUGCCUUUGAUCUGGGGCCUAACUGCAUAUGGCUUGUGAUGGAUCUUAUGUUUUUUAGCAGUUGGAGCAGGGAUGGAUCACAGGUUUCUGAUUUUAUGUCAUUUUCCCUGAUUACGUGAAAUUUUGCCUAAUUCAUUAAAGCAGUUGCUUUUCCUAUGUUU